AUGCCGAGCAAUCCACUGCCCAUGAACCUCCCAGCCGAGUGCCGAAAGGCGCAGAAGAUCUUCCAGUCCUUCGUCGACCCCGUCAAUGGACUCGACCAUAUCAUUCCGCCGUCUGUCCUGCGCCGCGCAAAGGGCUUCUGCUUCAUGUCGGUCGCCAAAGCCGGCUUCGUCUUUUCCGCCCGAGCAGGGUCGGGGAUCGUCAUCGCGCGACUUGAGGAUGGGACGUGGUCUGCGCCGUCUGCUGUCGGGACUGCGGGAGGAGGCGUAGGCUUCCAGGUCGGCGUCGAGGUUGCCGAGUUUCUGAUCAUCCUCAACUCGCGGGCCGCCGUCAAGAGCUUCAUGUCGGCCGGCAGUAUCACGGUUGGCGGCAACAUGUCCAUAGCAGCUGGUCCCCUCGGUCGAAACGUCGAAGGUACCGGCGCCCUCUCCGCCAAGGGUAAAGUCGCGGCGAUGUACUCGUACUCGCGCUCGAAAGGUCUCUUCGGCGGCGCGAGUGUGGAAGGCAGCAUCAUCGUCGAGCGAAGUGACGCGAAUGCGAAGGCGUACGGUUCCAACGUCACGGUUACGCAACUCCUGUCCGGCCAGGUCGAGCCGCCUCACUGGGCUACCGGGCUGAUCAGUACCGUCACCCGCCUCGCAUCGGGUCUUCGCUCCCUCCCCGGCGGCGGCUGGGGCCUCGACUCGCCCCUCGACUCGCCCUACACCCCUUCCUCCGACAUCGAGAACGACGAAGAAGGGUACUUCUCCCGAGCACGUAUUGAGCGCGAAAAGGCUCGGAGGGAGAAGGAGGAACGGGAUGAUGUUGGAUUGACACCGCGCGAGUAUGCGGAGAACGGCUACGCGUUCGGGAGCUCGUAUGCUGCUGGAGGAAGUGCGAGCGGGAACGGGAGCGGGAUUGGGACGCCGGAAAAGGAGAAGAGUCAGAUUCGGGCGGUGCUGGGAUCGGUUGGGCGAAGCAGGUCCGGGUCUGGCGCUUCCUCGACAAAGAAGUCCUCUUCGCUCGCCAACAACUCGUACACGCCGCCUGCGACAGACGACCCCUUCGCCGAAGGACCGGUCCCCACAGGCGAAGCGAGGUUCGAGACGCACUUUUCCAGCGAAUUCGACUUUGCGGCUGCGCAACGCGAAGGACUCGCCCUUCGACCGCCCGACUCGCUCGGCAUGGGCCGCGGAUCGUCCACGUCGGGCGUCAAGAGCCCGCUGCCGGGGACGAAGGAGGCAGACUUGACGGACUUUGGCGGCGACGACUACGGGAAGGACGACUUGCGGUCUUCCUCGCCCGCUCGUCAGGGCAACAGAAGCCGCUCGGGGUCCGGCACGUCGUGGUUCAGCGGCGGCAACAAGACGAGCAAGCCUAAGCUUACGAAGAGCCGGAGCUCGACUGUCUCGAACGGGCUGCGAGAACGGGCUGAAGCGAUGCAGUGGGGCAACGAGCAGCCUGCUGAGCGACGGUUCGGGCGGAGGGAGAGCGGAGAUUCGCUUGAUGACGAGUACGAGCGGUACAAGGAGCGCGAGAAGGAGAAGGCUAGCGGAGGGAGGUUCAGGGCUUCGACUGUCGCCGCACCGAGCGCGAGUGGGCCCGUGACCGCUUUCGACCGCGCCGCCCUGUCCAACCAAACCCGCAAUCGCUCCGCCUCUUCUCCCCUCGCCGCUCCAUCCCGAACCUCCCCCUUCGAUUCGACCUCCUCUCUCUCCUCCGCCGCUUCAAAAGACGACCCCGUCCCGCGCUCCUCACGCAACGCGUACUCCGCCAAACCUUGGGACAGCGAAGACGAGUCCUUCGUCGCUCCGUCUCCCUCACCCGCUCGCUCGCCCAACCGCUCGCGGUCCGGUACGACCGCCUCGUCCGCUGCUGCACGCGCAGCAACCGCGAACCUCGACCUGCGUCAAGUCGAAGCGGACUUUGCGGGCGUGAUGGACUUGUCGAAGCAUGGUGGAGCGGGAGAAGUGGGGAGUUAUUCGAACGGGACAAGGAGUAGGAGUUCGACGAUUGGAGGGGCGGGAACGCCGGUGGGACGGAGCAGGAGCGGGACGGGGACUAGUACGCCUGGUGCUGGCGGAAUAGGGAGGGUCGUCGCGCUGUACGACUUUCCGGGUGUCGAGACGACCGACCUCCCGUUCAAGAAGGGAGACGUCAUCACGAUCCUCGCGAAGGACGACGAGGAGUGGUGGAAGGGGAGGCUCAAGCUGCGCGAAGGGAUGCUGCCGCGCAACUAUGUCGAGGAGCUGUAG
Molecule: messenger RNA, 2232 nt
Organism: Rhodotorula toruloides NP11
Lineage: Eukaryota; Fungi; Basidiomycota; Microbotryomycetes; Sporidiobolales; Sporidiobolaceae
Product: SH4 domain protein
Exons: 5
Coding region: 1-2232 (743 amino acids)
Biological process (GO): actin filament bundle assembly; actin cortical patch localization
Cellular component (GO): actin cortical patch
Molecular function (GO): phosphatidylinositol binding; actin filament binding
Source: RefSeq, a predicted model, not a curated record